Nezara viridula (southern green stink bug) is the source of this 252-nucleotide messenger RNA. The record is from the annotation of a GenBank genome assembly. NCBI's taxonomy places the organism in Eukaryota, Metazoa, Arthropoda, Insecta, Hemiptera, Pentatomidae.
AUUGUUUUGAGUGUGUGUUAUGACUCCAGCCAAAAGUCAUGAGCUUUUCGUCACUCCACAUUACCAUCAACGACCUUAAAUAUUGGACAUCUGAAACAUGUAUUUCUGUCAGAUUAGAACUUCUUCACCAAUCCAAUACUUUACUUAUACUUCGAUAAGUGAUAGUACAGAGGAUCAUCAAUGCUGCAGGAUCGGGGUCGUUAACUCCCAUGACAUCUAGAUUAGUUAUGGCUACAAAAAAAAUAUUGUAAC